AUGUCGUCAAAAAUUAGUCGAGAUACGCUGUUUGAAACAGCACAAAAUGUUUUAAAUUAUUCCACUCAAGAAAAAAAACGUAAUUUUGUUGAAACUGUUGAAUUACAAAUUGUUUUAAAAAAUUUUGAUCCAUCACGUGAUAAACGUUUCAGUGGUACAGUACGUCUUCGUCAUAUUCCUAAACCAAAAUUUACCGUAUGUGUUUUGGGUGAUGAAAGUCAUUGUGAUGAAGCUCGUGCUAAUAAUAUUCCAGCAAUGACAAUUGAUGAUUUAAAAAAAUUCAAUAAGGAUAAAAAAUUAGUACGAAAAUUAUCUCAUCAAUAUGAUGCAUUUCUUGCAUCGGAUGUUGUUAUUCGACAAAUUCCACGUAUUCUUGGACCGGGUUUAAAUAAAGCUGGUAAAUUUCCAACAGCUAUUACACAUAGUGAUUCAUUGAUACAAAAAGUUGAAGAAAUUAAAUCAACAAUUAAAUUUCAAGCUAAGAAAACUAUUUGUUUAGCUGUAGCUAUUGGAAAUGUUAAUAUGACUGUUGAAGAAUUGGCUGCAAAUAUUAAUUUAUCAGUCAAUUUUCUUGUUUCAUUACUUAAAAAGAAUUGGCAAAAUGUAAGAGCACUCUAUGUCAAAUCAAGUAUGGGUAAACCACAACGACUUUAUUAG
Messenger RNA from Rotaria sp. Silwood2, 657 nucleotides. NCBI's taxonomy places the organism in Eukaryota, Metazoa, Rotifera, Eurotatoria, Philodinida, Philodinidae. The record is from the annotation of a GenBank genome assembly.